CGCGAUUUAGCCAACAUCUCCAAACCGGCGGUGAAACACUCUCAUAUUCGACUGCGUGGCCAGCUGAUGGCACUAUUGAACCGCUAGAGAGGUUAUCCAGUGAGGUUUUCAGAGUGUUGCAGAAGCUCAAAGGUAUCCACCAGCGCGUGUUUUGCAACCAAACAAAGAUCAGUGCCACCCAGAGUCGCCACCGGCACCGUCCCGCCAGUACCAUCCCUGCGGAGCUUUCCGCCAGCAACUCCCGUACUAGCUCCCGCUGGUGGCACUCUCCCCCGUAACCUGUCGUACCAGUCCUCGCUAGCCUGAUACUGCCAGUACGCUGGCCUCGCUAGCAAAUCGCACCGUCCCACGACAGUCGGCGCAGCCACACACUGCUAGUUCCGCACACCAAUCCACCUUCUUCUUCCACACCACACCAUGACUAUCACUCCAUCGGUCUUGUAUCCUCCUCAGCCAUCCACCACGCGUGCGCAGACUCUCCACCUCUCGUACGACCCCAUCCACAACCGGAUUGCCUAUCCCAACGGCAAGUCGAUUGUGGUCAGACUGGUGGACCCCGAAUCUAGUGCUCCAGCCAAACAAUUCACUAAACACAUCCAUGCCACCACGGUGGCGACGUUUGCCCCUUCAGGCAACUACAUUGCCUCAGGAGACGAGUCAGGCCAGGUGAAGAUCUGGGACGUCGCCGUUGUGGGAGGGCCAGGAGCCACAGACGUGUCGCCCUUUGAGCAGCCCAACAUCAAGAGUGAGUUUCAGAUCCUUUCGGGACCCAUCAAGUCCAUUGCCUGGGACGCUGACUCUGCUCGUAUCAUUGCCGUAGGCCAGGGUAAGGACAAGUUUGGCCAUUGCUUCUCGUGGGAUUCCGGUAAUUCGAUUGGUGAGAUCCAAGGCCAUUCGUCGUCUAUCAAUGCCGUGGCCAUCAAGCCCCAGAGACCGUACCGUGCUGCCACUGUCAGUGAUGACAAGGCAUUGGUUUUCUUCCACGGACCUCCUUUCAAGUUCGAGAAGAGUGUCAGGGACAACCACACCAACACCAUCAGAGACGUCAAGUUCUCCCCUGAUGGCAAAUGGUUGGUCAGUGCAGGCUCAGACAGGUCCAUUGUCAUCUAUGAUGGGAAGACUGCAGAAUAUCAGAACAAGAUUGAAAACGCCCACCAGGGUGGAAUCUUCAGCAUUAGCUGGUUCAAGGACUCCAGUGGCUUUGUUACUGCUUCUGCCGACGGUACAAUCAAGUCAUGGGAUGCCGAAACCUUGAAGGAAACCAACACCUAUGUGGUCAAUUCUCAAGGCGGUGUUGAAAACCAACAAGUUGGUGUGGUUGUUGCUAACGACUACAUUAUUUCCUUAUCUUUCAACGGUAACCUCAACUACUUCGAAAAGGGCGCUGCCACUCCUUCAAAGGUUAUCCCUGGACACCAAAGUGCAUUGACUAGUUUAAAAUUGAUUGACUCCACCUUAUACACUGGGGGAUCUGAUGGUUCUCUUUACCAUUGGAAUCUUGCAAAGGAUACCGUGCCAACUCCUCUUGGAGACUCCAAAACUGGGCACUCCAAUUAUGUCGUGGAUAUUUUGAAGGAUGGUGAUGAAAUAGUGACCACAGGCUGGGACGAUACACUCAAGGUUUGGAAGAACAAUGAAGUGAUUAAAAGUGUCAAGUUAUCCGGCCAACCCAAGCAGGUCGUGAACGGGAAGAACUUGGUGGUGUUGUACGAGUCCAAGAUUCAAGUCUUUUCUUCAGAACUCCAAGAAAUCUCCAGUGUUGAUUUAGGUUUCAACUCCAAUUCCUUGGCCCUUGUAUCGGACAAAGUACUUGUCACCAACAAUACCACAAACACCAUCGAGGAAUUUUUGGUUGAUGGCCUCACCAAAGGCUCUGUCAAAUACCCACAAUUGCGCUCGCCUCCUAGCUUGAUCAGAGUUUCGCCAGAUGGAAAGUAUGCUGCUGUUGCUGAUACCACCGGUAAGUACACUGUCUACAACACCUCCGACGCUUCGGUGGUCACCACGCGUUGGGCAUUCCAUACCAGUAGAGUCUACGAUUCUAAGUGGACUCCUGACUCCAAGUUUGUUAUUAGUGGAGGUUUGGAUGGUGGAUUAUUUUUGUACUCGAUCAACAAGCCAUCCAAGGUGUUGAAGUUCCCAUUGGCUCAUCAGACUGGUAUUUCUGGUGUCGAGUGGACUAAGUAUGACGAAGACAGUGGUGAGUUUGUCACCGUUGGUCUUGACGGGGUAGUCAAGACCUGGAAGGUCGAUUUAAAGGCCUACAAGUAGACCAUUCAAGUUAAGUGCUUGAGAUAGAUGUUCCUUCAAGUAGACUACAUUCAAGUUAUAUACUUGUAAUGAAAAGAUGAUGCAUUCAAGUUCCUUAAAUGCUUGUAAUGAAAAAUGAU
Molecule: messenger RNA, 2390 nt
Organism: Suhomyces tanzawaensis NRRL Y-17324
Lineage: Eukaryota; Fungi; Ascomycota; Pichiomycetes; Serinales; Debaryomycetaceae
Exons: 1
Coding region: 418-2271 (617 amino acids)
Biological process (GO): positive regulation of actin filament depolymerization; actin filament depolymerization
Cellular component (GO): cortical actin cytoskeleton
Molecular function (GO): actin filament binding
Source: RefSeq, a predicted model, not a curated record